Messenger RNA from Hemiscyllium ocellatum (epaulette shark), 3157 nucleotides. RefSeq names its product small ubiquitin like modifier 1 (gene sumo1). The coding region runs from base 97 to 399 and encodes 100 amino acids. The transcript has 5 exons. Gene Ontology annotation, cellular component: nucleus; PML body. Gene Ontology annotation, molecular function: ubiquitin-like protein ligase binding; protein tag activity. The record is from RefSeq and is a predicted model, not a curated record. Gene Ontology annotation, biological process: protein sumoylation. NCBI's taxonomy places the organism in Eukaryota, Metazoa, Chordata, Chondrichthyes, Orectolobiformes, Hemiscylliidae.
GUUUACGUGCUGGGUCGGUACGCAGAAGUGACCGGUGAGAGUGUUGCUAUUUAUUGGUGGUUGAAUUCCCUCAAACUACAUCUGUCCGGCGUUAAUAUGUCUGAUCAGGAGGCAAAGCCUUCCAGCCAAACAGGAGAAAAGAAGGAUGGCGAAUACAUUAAGUUAAAAGUUAUAGGCCAGGACAACAGUGAGAUCCAUUUCAAAGUGAAAAUGACCACGCAACUAAGAAAGCUGAAGGAGUCCUACUGUCAGCGACAGGGAGUUCCACCAAAUUCUCUUCGAUUUUUGUUUGAAGGUCAGCGGAUCACAGAUCACCAAACACCUAAAGAGCUUGGCAUGGAGGAUGAAGAUGUGGUUGAAGUUUAUCAGGAACAGACAGGAGGAUGGUUGAGAGCUUAAUUGCUGGUCCAUGUAUCAGAAUCCCGAUCAUCUGUAUAAUUUCUUUAUUGUUUCUUGUCGGCUGUAAUCACUGAUUUUAUAUAUUAAAAAAAAGGAAAAAAAAGAGACCACUUUCUUUCAUAUGGUUUGUACGACAGGUUGAUGCCCAGCUGAAAGUUCUUAUUUUCAGUACGUACAGUAAUACAACCAAUUCCGUAUAUUCAGCAUAAAUGGCAACAAAAUGUCAACUGAGUUUUCUUCAAAAGAGAAGUUUGUGACUUGAGUACCUUUUUUAUAAAUUAAUAUUUUUCAUUACAUAAAGACCAUUUUGGAAAGUUUUUUUCCAAUUUGUAGGACAAAUGGGCUUAAGAAUGGUGUAUGAAGGUUUUCUUGCAUGAAAAGUUAUGUUCUAAAUCAUACAUUCCCAAACCUCAAUCUGAAAUUGUAAAACAAAAUUAGCAAAUUGCAUUGUAGUGCAUCUCUGUCUCCUUUAUUUGGAGAAAGUGAGGGCUGUAGAUGCUGUAGAAUCAGUGUCGAAAAGGGUGACGCUGGAAAAGCACUGCAGGUCAGGCAGCAUCUGAGGAGCAGGAGAGUUGACGUUUCAGGCAUAAUCCCUUCAUCAGGGAUACCUGAACUGCUAUGCUGUUCCAGCAGCACCCUUUUCGAUUCCUUUAUUAUUUGGCCAGACGGAAUUUUAACAUUUUCAAUUCAAAAGCUUUUAGGGUUUUUUUUUAGAAAGGGCAUGCACCAGCUAUAUGGUGGUUAUAAACUCACAGGCUGCUCUUAAAAAUGUGGUACAGCAGCAGUUAAAAUAUCAUGGGGCUGCCUCUGUAUUACAAGAAAAUACCCUUGUAAAAACACAUUGUGCAAGAACAAAUGUUUGUCAUGCUGUUCCUGUUUUAAUCCUUUCACCCACUUAAACCUAUUUGUGUUUCAGAGCAAAAUGCUCAGAACUUUGCAUAGGUAUCUCCUUUGUGAAAGUAAGCUUAUGAUUAUAGGUGCAGAAAAGCCGUACAGUUCAGCAAAUACUUCAGGACAAACUGUAUGGUAGGCAGACUGCACUGCCACCCUAAGCUUUUCAGUGAAAUCAACCAUUGGAGGGUUACAUAGGGAUUACUUAAGGAAGACACUGGCAGGAAACAAUUCAGAUUUGUUUGGUCUUGUUCAUUGUAGAUAUCGGUUGAUCUGGUUUAAUUUUAGGAGAGGGUUUCUUUUAAGUGAAUACCUCAACUUACUCUCAAUCAUUCAUGCUAUUUGUUAGCCAUUGUAGAACUGGCAGAUACAACAUAAUUCAAUAUUUUUGUUUUCAGUUUCCUUAUUUGUAUGUACUUUAUACGCAUCAGGAGUUUAGAUUCAUGAAUUCACUGCUAAUCUGCUGGAAAGACCAGCAUAGCGAAUUUUUGAGAGAAUAGAUGUGAAUCGUUGUAAAUGGAUUUUAAGAAUUCGUACAUGAUGAAAUUUGGAAAACAUUUUUGACUAGUUCAGAAUAAGGUUUGGUCAGGCUGGUUUGAAUGGAUGUGUACAGAAAGGGGAAGAUGCUAUUUUCCAAUUACCAGUAUGCAUACAAUACCAGUGUUUUUUAAAACCAUUUAUGACCAUACCAUCUGAUGAAUUGUAACUAUUUGCAUAAACAAGCUUAAAAUAUCAUUUUCCUUCAGUACCAACUGUACCAAGUACAAUGUUGUGAGAGCAUUUUUAAUUUUUAAAAAAUUGCAAAGCCAUUUUAGUGAUUUGGUCUAAUGUGUUAGCAACCCAGUUUUUAAUUUGUCUUUCCUUUUGCUCAUGGAAUCCCCAAAAUUUAUUACACGGUUCAUAAGAUAUGAAUGGGGAUUGUUCAACUUUGUACAUAAUCUUAUGCUCAGAUACUGAAUAAAGACAUGAGAAAAUAUUGAUUAGAACACUUAUUCAUAACGUGAUUUUAUUUCUGUUUCUUCACAGUAAUACUCCAGUCAUCAGUAAUAAUUAGUCCUAAUUUAUAGCACUAUCCUCUUCAGAUAUACAGCUCAAGUUAAAAUUUAACCUAAACUGAUAUUGUUAAAACCUUUGACAGGAUUUCUAAGUGAAAGAAGUUUGGCACAGUCUUGAAUGUCUCUUAAAUUGCUAAUGAGUUUUGAAUCCUUAGCAUGAUACUUAUCAUGUAGAAAUAUAUUGAUCAAAAUCAUAACUGAAAUACAUCCUAAUUUCUCCAUGCUGAUCCUUAUCUCUUUAACCACGUCCAUCUGUAAAACCUUUUAAGUUCUCUGCUCUUUCAAUUCUAGUCUCUUGUGCACCUUUCAUUUUUAAUGGUUCCACAGUUGGCAGCCAAUCAUCUAUCUGCUUACACUCUUAAGCUUUUGAAUUCCUUACACAAAGUUCUCUGCCUCACUACCUUUCUCUCCUUUCAAAAUGCUACUUCAAACCUACCUCUUUUGGUCACGACGUUUUUUUGUGUGACUCAACAUAAAAGUUUAUUUUGAUAAUGUUCCUUUGAAAUGCCUUGAGUUUGUUAAAGCAUUAAAGGCACUAUAUAAAUGCAACUUUUGUUAGAAAUGGAAGAUUCACACUAAUUUUGUAGGAGUUGGUCUUCUGAAUUUGCAGGAAAAAGAAGACUAACUGGUUGGAGUGUGAGGAUGCCUACACCUACCCAAUGUUGCAACUGAUCCAGGAAUGCUCAGUACUUUUUAUUCUUGGUGCUAAAAGUGUGAAACAAUCCAUUCUUUUGCAAAUUUUCUCAUUUUCCAAAAAUUAACAUGUUUGAAGUAUGUAAAGAUUAAUUGUAUAAUAAAUGCUAUGGAUGGUC